CCCCCGGGGCUCGGGGCUCGGGGCUGCCGCCGGCGGGGCCCGGCCGCCGCCCCCCGUCAUGAAUAUUCAGCGCAGCGCGGCCCGGCCCCGCCGCCUGCCCGGGCGGGAGGGGUUUGGGCGCGGGUUCACCUUGACUCGCGGCGGGGCAGCGGCAGGUGCGGGCCCUGCCCGGUGUGCCCGGUGUACCGGUGUGCCCGGCCCGCGGCGGGGCGGGAGGCGCAGGCGCCCCGCGGCGAUGGCCGAGAGCCACAGCUGGUGGAAGCUGACCUUCCUGCGGAAGCGCAAGUCCAUGCCCAAGGUGCUGUACGACAGCCCCGACGUCCACGCCGGCGACGGCCCCGAGGGCAGCGGCGAGGAGGGGACGCCCGAGUUCGCCGCCCGCCUGGAGAAGAUCGUGGACAAGAGCAGCAAGGGCAAGCACGUGAAGGUCUCCAACUCCGGCCGCUUCAAGGAGAAGAAGAAGGUGCGGGCGACGCUGGCCGACAACCCCGGCCUUUGCACGGGCACCGAGCGGGAGGAGAAAUGAGGCCGGGAGGGGGCACGGUCCCAGCGGGUCGCGGCCCCCCCGCCCCCCUGCAGCCUCCCAUCCUGCUCGGCUCGGUGCCGGUGACACGACGGAGCGGGGGGGCUCGCUGCGGGGCUGGCCGGACCCCCCCCCAGCACCGUGGAAGGAGAAGUGACUCGGGUCGGACUUUAUUUAAGCAGACAGCCACAAUCCUGUUUGAGCGCAGCCCCCGCGGGUGCUGGCUGCGGGAGCCCCAUCCCUCGGCGCUGCCCCGAGCGCGGUGCCGUGGCCCCGGCCCCCCCCGGCCCCGGAGGUGACACCGGGCAGAGCCCUGCUCGUCCCCAGGGGCUGCCACCACCCCGUGCUCCGGCAGCCCCGCGCACCGGGCCCGUCUGUGCCGAUCUUCGCCCCGCUGGAUCCGGCAGGACCCGGCCCCGGGCCCGCAGGACGGAGCAAACCCUCGCGGAGCGGCUCCCGCAGGGACCUCGGGGGGCUGCGGUGUCCCCGCGGCGUCCCACCGGGAGCGGUGUCCUGCCCGCCCCGGGAGCUGCUCUUUGCUCCCGGAAGGGGAGAGCCGAGCACAGCCCGGGGCCAGGCCGCCCUCGCAGCUCCUCUGUUUUUUUUCUUUCCUUUUCUGGGAGCUGCGCCUUUUGCGAGCUCUUGCUGCUGCUCCGUGUUAAUAAAGCAGGUCUGGGAACAAAGG
Cygnus olor (mute swan) is the source of this 1208-nucleotide messenger RNA. It is a transcript of the gene PRR15L, whose product is annotated as proline rich 15 like. NCBI's taxonomy places the organism in Eukaryota, Metazoa, Chordata, Aves, Anseriformes, Anatidae. The record is from RefSeq and is a predicted model, not a curated record. The transcript has 2 exons. The coding region runs from base 59 to 526 and encodes 155 amino acids.